This is a messenger RNA of Epithele typhae, 762 nucleotides long. RefSeq lists its product as uncharacterized. The coding region runs from base 1 to 762 and encodes 253 amino acids. The transcript has 5 exons. The record is from RefSeq and is a predicted model, not a curated record. Lineage: Eukaryota; Fungi; Basidiomycota; Agaricomycetes; Polyporales; Epitheliaceae.
AUGCUCUGGCUCGCCAAGUUCCGCCUCGUCUCGUUGAUAAUCUCUUCCGCCCUUGGCCUCACUAUCAUCGGUAUCAACGCCGAUGUUGCCACGUUUCUCUCCCAGGCAGCCGUCAUUCAUGUAGAUGGUCAAUCAUACAGUCUCGGACUCGUCGACUAUCCUCGGCUCGGGAUCGCUGUAGGGGCGUGGACCCUUAUAGCCUUCUCAUCAAUGGUCGCCGUGGAUAUACUACGAACCUCGUUCAUCAUCUACCUCGAGCUGUGUUGUCUGGCCUUCGUGUCGGGUCUGUGGUUCGUCGUCGUCGUUUUCACCAUCGUCGGCUUCGUCAUCUUGUUCCACGGCGCCUGCAACGACCUCGGCCCAGUGGUCUUCCCUGGCGGCGAGACCCUGAUCUCCACCGGGCUCACCCGGUUCGCGUUUGACCGGACGACCGUUCUGGCCACUAGAAAAGCGUGUCGCGAGACCGUCGCGAGCCUUGUGCUCGCUCUGGCGGUGUGGCUGGCAGUCACGGCGUACGCCGUCGCGCUCCUCGUCUUCGCCUUCCGCGCCGAGACACGUGGGCGGCCCGUCUGGCGCUCCAGCGUCGCGGCAGAGGACGAGCGGUUGGCGAGGACCCCCUUGCACGCAAGUGGGAAGGAUGGGAGCGCACAGGACUCGAUCAGCGAGCUGCGAACGCACGAUGAAUGCAGGGAGCAGCCGUCCAGCCAGAAGCUGGGGGGUCAGGAGGUGCAGGAUACGGUACCGCCCAUGUCUGUAGCCUGA